Candoia aspera is the source of this 2167-nucleotide messenger RNA. Its product is annotated as tripartite motif-containing protein 54-like. The transcript is spliced from 10 exons. NCBI's taxonomy places the organism in Eukaryota, Metazoa, Chordata, Lepidosauria, Squamata, Candoiidae. The record is from RefSeq and is a predicted model, not a curated record. Gene Ontology annotation, cellular component: main axon. Gene Ontology annotation, biological process: axonogenesis; anterograde synaptic vesicle transport; neuron migration. Bases 1 to 1578 code for a protein of 525 amino acids. Gene Ontology annotation, molecular function: zinc ion binding.
AUGUCGAAGCACAUGGAAUACACUUCUUGCACAAGAGAUUGCCCCACGAUGGAGAACUUGGAGAGGCAGCUGAUCUGCCCCAUUUGCUUGGAGAUGUUCACCAAACCUGUGGUCAUCCUCCCGUGCCAGCACAACCUGUGCAGGAAAUGUGCCAAUGAUAUUUUCCAGUCUCGAGGGACAACCCUGGGGUCUGCAGGGAGAUUCCGCUGCCCAUCUUGCCGCCAUGAAGUUGUCCUGGAUAGACACGGCAUCUAUGGCCUGCAACGGAAUCUACUCGUGGAGAACAUCAUUGAUAUCUACAAGCAAGCAUCAGCAAGAGGACCAGAAAGACCUCUGUUAAAAACCGAGCAUCCAAUCUGCGAAGAGCAUGAAGAAGAAAGGAUCAACAUUUAUUGUGUGACCUGCGCUGUUCCCACUUGCUCCCUGUGCAAGAUUUUCGGAGAACACAAGGAAUGUGAAGUAGCCCCACUGCAGGACAUCUGCACAAAGCAGAAGGCAGAGCUGACUGAUGGAAUUGGAGCCCUUGUGGCAACCAACGACAGGAGCCAAGCCUAUGUUGGGGAACUUCAAGGCAGAUGCAGGAAUAUUGAGGCUAACUGCAAAGCUCAGAAGCAGGCGCUGUGCGAGAAGUUUGACCGGAUGGGGGCUAUUUUGGAAGAGAGGAGAAAGAUCAUGCUGCAAAGGAUCACUUAUGAGCAGGAAGGCAAGAUGCAGCAUUUGAAAGCACUGAGCAAAGUGUGCAGUGACCACAUUGAAUCUUCUUCCAAGCUGGUGGACACAGCCCUGCAAUCCAUGGAAGAGCCUCAGAUGUCUGUUUUUGUGCAGAAUGCCAAAGUUCUCAUCAAAAGGAUUGGGGAGAUGAGCCAGAGCUGCAAACCAGAAGUCUUGGAGCCAGGAUAUGACAACAUGGAGCACUACACAGUGGACUUCAAUGCGGAGGAACGAAUUCUCUAUCAAUUGGAUUUCAUUAAAGUUGAAGACCCUGAAGCGGAGCCUGAAGAAGAAGGGGGCUGUGGGGAACCAGAGGACACUUUAGGAGAGGCUGAAGCAGGAGCUGGUGAGAGGAAAGAGGACCUUGAAGACCUUUUUGCCCUUGGAAAGGAGGAGCAGGGGCAAGGAAGAUCUCUUCUGGCCAAUGGGACUCUGAAUGGUGCUGCUGAUGGGGCAGUAGCUUCAACCCAAGAGGUCACUCAGUCUCUAGCUGAAACUAUGGCUGGCAGAGAAGGCCGUCUGUGGGCUACCCAGCAGAGUCAGAUGGAUGGAGGAUUCCAGGUGACUGACUCCAGGUCUCCAUCACCUCUACCUGAGGAUGACUUGACGGAUAACGUACUUACUCAAAGCAUGGGACAACCUCAUGGAGAAGCCUUCAGCACCAUGGACAGCUCAGCAGGGAAUGAAGAGGGUGGUGGCCAGGACUGCAGCCAAGAAGCUGAAGCAGAACAUCUCCUGAAUGGAAUGGCAUCAACCACCAGCCAGGGUCCUGUCUCCAAUCCCACAGCUGACCUAUGGAGGAAUGAGGACUUCACGGAACCUCUCCUUAGCAGCUGCUUCAAUCCUACUCUUUGGCUCCACAAUUAAGGGAAGUUGGUGGAAGAUCAGCUCUGCCCCACUUCUCUGGCUCCCUGCUGACAUUUUUCUGCAAUGCAAACUUCCAAAUCCCUAGCAGAGUUUGGAGCAUCACCCAAUCAGAUCUUCCUGCAGCAAGACAAGAAGCUCCAUUGCAAGAGUUACAGAUCCUGAACUGCAAUGUCACAAUUAGCGAAUGAAGCAUAUUUAACUAGGGAUGGGUCAUCUUUAUGGCCUGGUAGGGUUUCACCGGCACUGUCACAAAAUGGCUGCCCCAAUGGUUGUAAAAGUAAAGAUGCUCCUAAGCUAAGCUCAACUCUGGCGACUUGAAAGACAAAUCCAUGUAGGUUGUUCUGUUUUGUUUAGCCACAUCACAGAAGUGACUUGCCAUUGUCUUAUUCUGGGAUGUUUUUAAUGACUUCCCAAUUGUCAACCUCCCUAGGCAGACCACGCCAACUCCACAUGAAGACCAGAACUACACUUUUUUUUUAAGAGGCCAUAAUAACAGAACCUUUCAAGUCUGAUUGUGCUGUACCUCCCUUCCUUAUACCCCAAUAAAUCAGAGUGACACUCGCCCAAGCAGCUUCUGAAUAUUACCUUG